Messenger RNA from Aureobasidium vineae, 678 nucleotides. NCBI's taxonomy places the organism in Eukaryota, Fungi, Ascomycota, Dothideomycetes, Dothideales, Saccotheciaceae. The record is from the annotation of a GenBank genome assembly.
AUGCGUGCCGUUGCCGGCAAGGUGCUCGCCGCCGAAAUCGUCUCGUUCCUGAACGGCACCAUCACCGGACAAGGCAAGAGCAAGUUCGGCGUCCAGUUCGGCGCCUACGCCACCUUUUCUUCCUUCUUCGGUCUCGCCGACUUGCCCGUGACCAACCCUGACUUCUACGGCAUGACUGAUUACGCCUCGUCCAUGGCUUUCGAGCUCGUCACCAAUGCUUCUACGUCGCCUUUCCCUGCUGCCAGUGAUAUUUCUGUUCGCUUCUUGUUCCACAACGGCACUACCAACUCCAGCAGCCCGCCUGUUGCUUACCCUCUCUUCGGCACUGGCAAUGAACUCACCCCUUGGAACGACUUUGUCACUUCUAUGGACAAGUUCAGCAUUGGCAACACUCAGGCUUGGUGUACUGCUUGCGGCAACAGCACCGGUACCUGUGCUGCCUAUGCCCCUGCCUCUUCCUCUGGCAGCAGUGGCUCCAGUGUCCAGAACAAGGCCAAGAGCGGCAAUGGCUUGAGCCCUGCCGUCAAUGGUGUUAUUGGUGCCAUGGUUACCUUGGCUGUUGUGCUCGGUCUCGAGGCUUUGGUGCUGUUGGUCGGUGGUCUCAGGGUCGUUAGCAAGAAGACCCUUGCUGCUGGCGCUGUUACCGCAGAGACCAUUAGCGGUGGCAAGGCUGCGUAG